AUGGAGCUGCACCGUGAUAGCAAUUUGCUAUGUGUGGCGUGUGAUGACCAAAUACUUCGUUUGUUUGAUGUGACAACCCGCAAGCUCGUACGUCGUUUCUCCGGACAUUCGCAUCGUGUGACGGACAUGAAUUUCAGCUCCGAUGCUCGCUGGCUGUUCUCAUCGUCGGCUGACGCAUCACUGCGCGUGUGGGAUAUCCCGACGGGCAAGUGUGUUGACUGGAUGCGGUUCGAGAAACCUGUAACCGGUUUGGCUGUAGUCGCCUACAGCUUCUUCACAGAAGUGUAUUUAGAUUUAGAGCCUACCAGGCCCGUGCUUAUGGAUAUGCCUGUGGCGCUGAAUGAGGUGGACAAUAGCGACCUGCUUGGCUUUGGCACUGAACGUAAUCCUCAGGUAUCAGCGGCAAGUGCUGACGAGCUACGGCCUGAAAGUGUCGUGGAUGUAAAAAGGUGA
Peronospora matthiolae is the source of this 453-nucleotide messenger RNA. Lineage: Eukaryota; Oomycota; Peronosporomycetes; Peronosporales; Peronosporaceae. The record is from the annotation of a GenBank genome assembly.